AUGUCCUCUCUCAACAACAAGAAAGACCCAAAAGUGAUCGCAGGCCCAUACAUCCUCUUCGACGGCUCAAUCACCGCCGAAUUCCUGCAAGAUGACGAGCUUGAUGCCACCUUCCUUAUCCGUAUGACCAUAACCGGAUCGCAUCCUCUGGUGAAGCAAGGCAAGAGCCAUCCGAUCUCGCCGCCGCUCCACCUCCACUUCGACCAAGUCGAGACCUUCAAAGUCCUCCAAGGCAAAUGGGGCCUGACAGCCGGCUACGACACCCAAGACGUGAUCCUCACACCCUCCAACGAGCCCUAUACAGUCCCGCCCUGGCUACCUCAUUUUCCAUGGCCGGUUCCGAUGGAAGAAGACUCCAUAAUCCUGGCCUGGGGGCAUCCCAGUAAUGUGCCGAAACCGAUGGAUGUGCCAUUCUUUGAUCAGAUCUUCAUGUACACGGGACAAUGUUUUGAGGAGAAGAGGCAGCCAAAUCUGUUGCAGAUGAUGUUGAGCCAGACCGAGACUAAUUCCACCAUGGUCAUCUUCCCAGGCUGGACAUUCCUCGGUCCACUACGAUGGUGGAUUCCAUGGAGACUGCAAGGUGCUCUUGCCAACGUCGCGAAGCUCUGUGGGUUUUCCACGAUGUAUAUGCCAAAAUACUCGAAGAAGGAGUGA
Fulvia fulva is the source of this 654-nucleotide messenger RNA. RefSeq lists its product as uncharacterized. The record is from RefSeq and is a predicted model, not a curated record. The transcript is spliced from 4 exons. Bases 1 to 654 code for a protein of 217 amino acids. NCBI's taxonomy places the organism in Eukaryota, Fungi, Ascomycota, Dothideomycetes, Mycosphaerellales, Mycosphaerellaceae.